GUUGAAUUGGACAAAAAAAAAUAUCGCCCAUUUGUAAUAAUUCAACAAAAAUAGCAUUUUUUCUUCUUUUCAACUUUUAUUAAAUUGUAUUAAAUUUACAAAGCCAUGGUCAUAGGCGCAUUUCCAGCAGCCAAAUUGGGUGUUUUGGCUAUAAAACAAAUAAGUAAACCAAUAGCAAAUAUAAUAAAAUCGAAAGCCAAAGAACAUCCAUUAUUUCGUAACUAUGUUUGUAUGCCACCGGCUCAGCUUUACAAUUGGGUGGAGGUCAAAACGAAAAUGUGGGCCUUAAACUUGGGUAAACCGGUUAAUGUACCACCUCUAACAGAAGCCAUGGCUGUGGAGCUGGGUGCCAAUCUAUUGGGUGAAUUCAUUAUUUUCGCCAUUGGUGCUGGUCUAUUGAUAUUUGAAUAUGCUAGGCAAACAAGCAACGAAGCUAAAAAACAAGAAAAAGCUAAACUAGAAAAGGAUGAACUAACUAAUCGUUUAGCCGAAAUGACAUUCCGUUUGGAGCGUCAAGAUGCCCAAUUAAGAGAAAUGACCAGGGUAUUAGCAGAUAUAGAAUCACGUUCAAUUUUCAGAUGGACCAAAGAUAGAAUACAAGAAUAUCAGCCAUUUAAUCCAGACACUCCAAAUCAAACACCACCAUCACACUAUCAGAAAAUAUCGCCUUAUAAUCCUGAGGGUGGUCUUAUUAUGAGGGCCCUACAUUUCCUAGAAACCCAAGUGUUCACAAAUGUCAAACCAACAGUACAGACCAUUACAGUAAAACCAGUUGAACAGACCCAAAUCACUGAAACUCCUUUUCAAAACAUGACCCAAGUCUCGGAAGAUGUUGCUGCUGCUGACGAUGAAGAAUUAGUUGUUAAAUCGAAUACAGAACGUCCUACUCUAAAACAGUGACUACAACAGAAUAUUGAGCUUACAAAUGCAUUGGCUAAGCUUAAAUAUGAAAUUGAUUUAGCUGACUCUAAUUUUACUUCGGGAAGAGAUUAGUCAUUUAAUUCUGUAUUUAAAUAUUGUUGAUCAAUAUUUAAAAUAAUGUCUUUUACUAUGAAAACAUAGUGCAUUAAUUAUAGUUUGGUACUUAAAUGUUUAUCACAGCAUUUAUUACAACAAUCUUUUGUAUAAUUAAGUAUCAAAAAUAUAAAUAGAUAACUGCUUUUUUAUUUGUUGAUUUUCCCUCUGUUAAAUUAUAAAAUAAAAGUUAUUAAAUGUUAAUUUGUUUUACAAA
This is a messenger RNA of Lucilia cuprina (Australian sheep blowfly), 1231 nucleotides long. Its product is annotated as putative OPA3-like protein CG13603. Bases 106 to 900 code for a protein of 264 amino acids. Gene Ontology annotation, cellular component: mitochondrion. Lineage: Eukaryota; Metazoa; Arthropoda; Insecta; Diptera; Calliphoridae. The record is from RefSeq and is a predicted model, not a curated record. Gene Ontology annotation, biological process: regulation of lipid metabolic process. The transcript has 4 exons.